AUGCGUGUCAAACAAAUCUGGGAGUAUGUUCCAAUCCCCGCCAAGUUGAAGCUAGUGUCGGACAGAAUCACUUCCACCCGGCUCACGCUGGGAUAUUUCCUCUUCUCAUUCGCUCAUUUCGUCGUUCAAGUUGCCAUCCAAGCGAAAGCAUUCACUAUCAAUGCCACUGCUGCAUCAUUCCUUUGGGACAUAGUCACACAAGCGAAGACCACCAGCAACGCUUUCCCUGUCUUCCGUGGCUCCGAAUUCCAUCUUUGUGACUCCGUUCCUACCUCGAUAGACACCAAGGACUGCCAAUUGCUUUGGAAGGCGCAAGCGGGAAAUUCAAGUACUCCGGCUGCAACCAGUUUAGCUUUUGAGAAUGCCGUACCGACAUCUUCUACCCCCAUCACAUCCCCAGUCUCGCUUCCCGCUGCUCUUGCUACGGGUGUACCCAGCACCAGCCCUACCCGUGUACCCUUGUCAUCCGUUACCGCUGCCUUAUCUACCACGCCCUCGUUUGCAAGUGCUACCACCACCACCGUCACACGCUCUGCCCCUGCUACUGCCCCCACUUCGUCAGCAGUCAAGAGCGAUGAGUCUUCAGACGAUUCUGGCAGUGAGUCUGAGGAUGACAAGCCGGUUGCUACUCCCGCCGUUCGCCUCAAUCCACGCGACGGACACAAACCGAAGAUUUUGGCUCUAGUCGAUGCUGAUGGCAUGGUAUCGGUGACCCUUAGUGGCAUGGGGUAUAAUGGUAGACAAGUGGUCCUCGAUAAGACUUGUCUGUGGGCACUGAACUACCCUGUUUCCAUCCUCAACAACACAAAGAGGGAAGAUAUCGUGUUCAUUGCUUUCCAGUUUUGGGUAUUAGGCAUGUCCCUCGUCGCAAUUCUCAAUGAAUCUAUUCCUCAUAUUAUUGCAUCGCUCCUUACUCACGUUCUGGCCACUGGCUGGGCCGCGUUCCAGAUAUCCCAUACGGCCGGUUUCCAGUCGAGCUUCAAUCAGCUCAUCACCAAAGGCGCCUGCUCUGGUGUACAACUGCUACCCAACUAUUGGCAAGAUCGCCAUAAUUCCGAAGUCCCAAGCUUAGUCCUUAACAUCGUCGCUCUUUUGAUCUCUGUUUUCCUCACGUGGCGACUCAUCAAGCUCUUCGGCUGGCAAACUUUCAAGCGAGUCGGUGCAUCAUUGACCAUCAACCGUGUCUACAAGAUUGUGCUGUCCCUGUCGAUCGCCAUCCAAAUAUCCCUGUUUUUCAUAGCUGUCACUGUUGGCCUCUGGAUUGAUCAGCUCUUCAAUGGUGCCAUUGGACAACUCGCUGCUCACAAGAAACUCUACGAGAUUUUGUUCAUCAUCACCCUGAUCCUCAUCCUCCCAUGGCUAAUUCUAGGCUGGUUCUCCGUUCGCCGAGAACUCCGCGUGCCGAUGCUCGUCUUUCUGGGCUUGACCGUCAUGUACAUGGUUGGUUGGGGUGUGAUGUUUAUGUCAAACUCUUUCCGGUGGACCUUCGUUACUUGGCGCUUCUUCAGUAUGAUGGCGGUUGCUUCUGUUGCCCUCACCCUCGCCACUUUCAUAUUGGGCGUUGUAUGCCGUUGCAACUUUGGCAAAGGCUUACCCCGUUACUUGAAUUACCAAGAGCCACUGCCCGGCGAUGACUUUGUCCCCAUUCGCCCCGGCUUCGCAGGAGGUGAUCCCGAGAAGGUCGAGUUUCCGUCUAAUGAGAAACCCAUCCCGACAUGGUCAGUCACUUUCGGUCAAGGCAAUGAGGUUCCUGUACCCCGCCAGAUGUUCCCGCCUCCAUAUGCUGGAAACGGCACCCGCAUGGGACCACGCUUCUCGAACGCCUCUUCCGAACCAUUCGAGACCGCAUCAUCCAUGUCAUCUGUCAGGUAUCCAACAGUAGCGCAUACCCGGGACGAUUCUCGCUCCACGUUUGGCAGUGAUAGCGACCAUGGGAUGAACAGAGCUGUAAGAGAGAACGGAACUAUCCUUUCCAGCCCAACCACUCUCCAAUACUACUCCCUCGAGCGAUCGCUUAGCCAGGCUAGCACAACAACCUCUGAGAGUGGUCGCAAGCGGUGGAUCAUAGAGUAA
Pleurotus ostreatus (oyster mushroom) is the source of this 2073-nucleotide messenger RNA. RefSeq lists its product as uncharacterized. The transcript is spliced from 10 exons. The record is from RefSeq and is a predicted model, not a curated record. Gene Ontology annotation, cellular component: Golgi apparatus. Lineage: Eukaryota; Fungi; Basidiomycota; Agaricomycetes; Agaricales; Pleurotaceae. Bases 1 to 2073 code for a protein of 690 amino acids.